AGAAGUGACAUAUGUUUAGUCACGAGUUAAUAAUUGUAAAAAUAGUUGAUCUAUAGCUGUAAAGUAUUUUUUCAAUUAAUAUUAAGUGUAAUGAAUUUUGUAUAUGAUUUGUCAAUAUUAAAUUGGAUUAUUUUAUAUGUAAGUUAAUGUAAGUGAGAUGUCUGUGUUUAUUUUUGUAUUCUUUAAUAUAUGUAAUAAAAUUGUAAAUAAAUACUACUAUAAAUCUUUCUAAUGGAACAGAGUUUAGAUACUUGUGUAAAAUGUUCAUAAUGAUUUUGCAAUUAGGUGCACCUAAGAUAAGCGCAGAUGUCUGUAAGUUCCUUUCAAUUUGUAAAAUAUAUAUUAAAUUUGUAAGCAACUACACAGCCAUCUAUAUCUUUCUAAUAAAAUAGAGUUUAGAUGAACUGGACCUUUAUGAAUAUUCUAAUAGGUGCGACUGAUCUAGGGUAAGUGUAAACAAGAACAUCCUUUAUUGAUUAAAUUAUUUCAAAUAUUUAUGUGUUUACUUGAUUUUAAUUUAGGUUUAAACAUAGUUGUUGCUAAGUGAUUAUUUUUAUCAUCAUACACACAUUUACAGAAUCAACUUUGUCAUAAUCAAUUUUGCAGUUUUAUUGAACAAAAUCACUCAUUAUGACUGGCAGGUUGGAGCGUGUUGGCAUUCAUCAGCCUUAUCAGUUGUCAAGUUAUACUGGAUUAUGUCCUGAUGUACAAUACCGUAUAGGUAAAAGUUUUGGUAUAGCAACGCAUCUGGCUAUGUGUGAUCCUAAAGUAUCUCAUGCAGAGAAACUUGCUCUUUCACGUAAUGUUGUUGAGGACUCCAAUGAAGACUAUGGAGCAAGAAAAAAGAUUGUUGCAGAUAAUAUAAGGAAACAGCUGAUACAAGAAGUAAUGCUUCUAAAAGGUACAAGAAGACCACGAAAUUUAAAAGAUCGCAUGUCACUGGACUGCCCUCGUGUCCCUCUAACACCAGUCACUGUAGUAUGUAAAGGAUACAAACGCCCAGCUCGAUACAGUUAUAGCUGUCUGGCCAGGACUUUGCAUUGACAUUCUUUAUUGCAUAUUGUUCUAAUCACAAUAAAGAACUAACAAGUA
Homalodisca vitripennis (glassy-winged sharpshooter) is the source of this 1092-nucleotide messenger RNA. RefSeq lists its product as uncharacterized. NCBI's taxonomy places the organism in Eukaryota, Metazoa, Arthropoda, Insecta, Hemiptera, Cicadellidae. The transcript has 5 exons. Bases 631 to 1044 code for a protein of 137 amino acids. The record is from RefSeq and is a predicted model, not a curated record.